Triplophysa rosa is the source of this 5634-nucleotide messenger RNA. RefSeq names its product zinc finger protein 385A (gene znf385a). Gene Ontology annotation, cellular component: nucleus. The transcript has 7 exons. The record is from RefSeq and is a predicted model, not a curated record. Gene Ontology annotation, molecular function: nucleic acid binding; zinc ion binding. The coding region runs from base 642 to 1799 and encodes 385 amino acids. NCBI's taxonomy places the organism in Eukaryota, Metazoa, Chordata, Actinopteri, Cypriniformes, Nemacheilidae.
UUGGUUCCACAUGAGUUGAAGAGGUGGCGGAGGAUCGUCACAACGGGGUGGGGGCGGAAAGCAGGCAGCUUGUGCCUUGGUGCUUUUGAUAGAAUCAGGGAGUGGAGGAGCGAUUUGGACAGUGAGACGGAAGAAAAAAGAAAUGGGAGGGAGUGCAUGACAUUCUUAGUGCAUCUGGACAAAAUAACAGCGCGAGAGUGUGAGGCAAAGAGGAAGGAGAUCGGAAUACAGGAAGGAACGACAGUAUUUAUUGUUGGAGGGGAGAGAAAGAGUACGAAAAAGAAAGUUAAGACGCAGAGGAAAAUGAAGAGGGAACAUCCAACCAGAAACAAAGUCUUGGCGUGUUGUGAAGUGUCAGUUCGGAUGGAAGGAGGAGUGGAAGAACGGUUGAUGACAUUAUCCAGCGGAGAAUGAGAACCGACUGUGGAAAAAAGAGAAAAUUCAGACUUCACUUAAACAUAUCCUGAACCUGAAUUCUACAUCUUAGUUUGGAGUCGCUGUCGUCCUCAGAGGAGUGUGUGUGUGUGAACACGAGAGCGUGGGAGAAUCAGGUGUUAUGUUAGGACAUUGGGGAUCACUUCUGGGUGAGUGACACUCUCGCACCCUCCCACACAAACACCAGCUCCCUCACGAGGAAACCAAUGCAGCUGAGAGAUCCAGGCAGCGUUGAGUCUAAGAGGAUGGAUCCUGUUCAGAAGGCAGUGAUCAACCACACCUUUGGAGUACCAUUGGUCAAGACCAAACGACCAGUCAUUUCCUGUAAUGUCUGCCAGAUCAGAUUCAACUCAGAGAGUCAGGCAGAGGCCCACUAUAAGGGAAACCGCCAUGCUAGGAGAGUCAAAGGCAUCGAGACCUCCAAGAGCCGCCCACAAGAGAGUGACAAACCACCUCCUGGUCCCGUCUCUUCUCCCUCACCUACAGGGUCCCAGCCGGCCGUCUCCUCUGACACUGACCCCAGCAAAACAGAUGAGACACGGUCAGCGCCACUGUUAGACGGACCCGCUGCUGUCCCUGGGGCCGUGUCCGUUUCUGCUCCCCCAUCCCCGGAUUCUCCUGGCCCUGCCUGUCCGCUUCUGCCCACCCCUGCUACACCACAACCACCCCCAGCCAGCUCCUCGUCCCCUGGUUGUGUCUCCUCUAACCCGGAGCAAACAGUGACUGGGGCCCCUGGAGCACCAUCAGUCACUCCCAGCAAUCCUGAGACUGAAGAGGACAAAGCCAAGAAGCUGCUUUACUGCUCACUGUGCAAAGUGGCCGUCAAUUCGCUCUCCCAGUUGGAGGCCCACAAUAAAGGCACGAAACACAAAACCAUUCUGGAAGCCCGCAGUGGACUGGGCCCCAUAAAAGCAUACCCGCGUUUGGGUCCGAAGCCCAUCGGCGAGCAGGGAGGCGGGGCCACAGACCCCAACACUCAGGAACGCACCUUCCACUGUGAGAUCUGCAAUGUGCGGGUCAACUCUGAACUGCAGCUUAAACAGCACAUAUCAAGUCGAAGGCAUCGAGAUGGAGUGGCCGGAAAGCCCAAUCCUCUCUUAAGCCGACACAAGAAGCACAGGGGAGCUGACCUUGUGGAUCUCACCAAAGCGUUAGGCGCCGGCCUCCUGCCUAGUCCUCUGGCUGUUGCCGCCGCAAUGGCCGCCGCCGCUUCCUCCAACCAGCUUGCUCUCCGCGCCGCAGCUCCCACCCACCAUCCGCAUCAUCACCUCCUGCAAGGUCCACCCCUUAGCCACGCCAUCUUGAGACCAGCUCCCGGGCCCAUACGCACCUCACACGGGCCAAUCCUCUUCUCUCCGUACUGACUCCACCCCUGACCCCCUUAGCCAAUCACAGCCAGUCCGGAGCCUCACCUCCAAAAGCACACUGUGAAGAAUUCAAGAAAAAAAUAGUGAAACACCACAGCAAUGACAAGAAUCAACUCAUCAACAAUAAAACCAAUCAUUAAAAUGAGCAGAAGGGUGAUGGGUGUGAAAAGACCCCGUUCCUACCCAAUUUCCAUCACCUCCAACUGCCUCUGCUUUUCCGGAGUGAUUUAUUCAGUGGUGGACAAUGAAUAUACAAACGCAGGGAUUGUUGGAAUAGAGCAAUAUAUCGAAAUAUGCUUGAUGCAUUUGACAUCUUCGUUCAUUAUCUUCUAUUCUGUCCUCUAUUUAUACACAUAACUGUGAGGUAGCAGCAGUCACAUUGUAGCCAGACAUGCUGGAAAUGGGUUAGGUAACUUUAUAGAGACCCCAGAACACACACACGCACCCAAAGACUACAGUUAAAACUGUUUCUUUGUGUCAGUCUGAAUCAAUGCACCCCUUGACCUUAUGCACCUUGAAAAAAAACAUCUGUUUGGUACUUGCUUCUAGUAGUCUUUGAUGUAUUCAGCUCAUGCUCUGUCUGGCUUUGGUUCAGAGAUGCUCAAAGCAUCUUCAUGCCUUUAAGAGAAAAACACACCACCAUUUCUGAUCCACCUCAACAAGUUCCUGGGUCAAGUAGAGCAGGGGAUUGUGGGUAAGCAUGGGGAGAAAAGUGUAAGAAUGCCCAACUCUUUCCUAAUGCUGGUAGUGUGGCCAAAUAUAGACAUACCUCAGUUGCUAAAAAGGUUUCUUCUAAAAAGCUAGAUCAGUCACAUCUCCUCAAGGAAAUAAAGAGAUCAGUACUUACAUCUACAUCAGACUACAUCAUUUGACUAAAAUGCCCUCGUAGACCUUAGAAACCCAGUAGAUGUCUAUUUAUUCUAUUGUGUAGUGUAGUGUAGUUUAGUGUAUAGUGUAGUUCAGAACAUCCAAGCUGGUUGACACAGAAAAUAUCCAAACUGACAUAUGUACGUAGAGGAUGAUGUGAUGCGGAUGCUGAAUAAAGAUGACAGAGUACUUUGAUUCUCAGAGAAAGGCAACAAACCUAAGCACACACUUGGACUUAUACUGUACAAUGAAGGCUCCUCGGUUCAUUCGGUCUCUGUGAUUCUAUGGAGAAUGGACAUUAUGCAACCCCAGUGAAAAGUCUGACAAGCUCCUAAAAAGCAAUAUGGCCCCCUUCUCACUCCCCACUCAGCUUCUGUGUUCAGUCUCACGAGGCGACAAGGACUGACGCCACAGGUCAGCCUCUUCUGCAGCUCCACACAAAUGAGUUUAGUAAAGAAAUAAAGAAAUAAAGUGAAGACGGAGUGAGAAGAUCAAAUCAAAAGUGGGCUGACACAGUAGUGGAAGCGAGGAUGCGAGGUCACAGCGGACGCGACUGUGCGAUUUUCCUUUUUUGGUAUGAACACUGUCGUGAAUCUAAAGCCAUGCAAUGCAUAUGAUUUCUGUUCUUUUGUUAUGAUGGAUUACUGCUAUCGUUUUAUUGUUCUUUCGGUUCAUUUUCAUAGCGCACUGUUACAUUGAACAAAUAUUGUUGUGGAAAUUCUAAAAGCGGGAAAAAACUGAACAAAAACAGGAAUAUUUUUCUAUGGAAGAUUGAAAACCUUCACUCGGGUGGGAUCAGAAUGUGGUAGGGUGUGGCCUACCCCGUUGUAGAUAAUGUAUUUAGAACUCCAAAAAAAUGGUAAAUGAGCAAGGGUCUUGUGCGUUGGACACAAUCUCACACCAAGUACUGUUGGAGAUACACAGUGCCCUUCCAUUAACAAGUGCAACAAUGUCUUACUGUUGUUUUGUUGUUUGGAUAUUGCAAUGCAAUAAGCAAUUAUGUUGUCGUAGAUGAGCGUAUACCUACUGUACCGGGUUUCAUGGUUACGUACGCCUGCAAACAGGCCUUCAUGUUCUUCCACAGAGAUGUUAGCCUUUUUAAAACAAUAAAGAGUGGGAAUAUAAAGCAAGAAAAGGGCCACCCGCAGGGACGGACCCUUCAUAUUAAAGGGUCUCAUCAAUCUCUGAAUGGGUGACAGGGUAUAAAUCUGAAUGCAAUCAAUGUGUUGUCAGCCGUAGCCUUUGCAUUGUGGGUUAGUUUUACUUUUUUUGUUUAUUGUUUGCAUUGUGUGGGAAACAGAUUUCGUACGUCAUGAUAAUGCCAUUACUUCAUGCUAACUGUGGUUAGCAUCCAUCAUUGUGCUUUGAUGGAAGUUGACCUCUGUUUGGAGAUGUAUUUUGGUUUUGGCACUAAAGGUGCUGUAGUUCACGUCAGUGUGUAUCGUGUAGUGUUGUGUGCAUACAGACAGAAUCCGGUUGGGGAAAAGAAAUGUUCGAUAGCCUAAGGGGCUCAUUGCUAUAAACCGAAUCUGCAUUAAUCUGCAAACCUCAGAUCAGCCGAUUUUAAACUUACUGCAUAUAUUUACAUUUAGUCAUUUAGCAGACACUUUUUUGGGAUAAAAGCAUCUGGUAAAUGUAAAUGUAUUGAAACAACCAGAGAGCAAAAUUUUUAUCUGAUAUGAGAUGUGCAGCUUGGGUGGAUUGCUUUUAGAAAAAAAGGGAUAGUGGGCUCAAAAUGUUUCAAAACUGUCCUUUUAGCGUGAGUAAAUAAUGACAGAUAUUUCAUUUUUGAGUGCACUAUCACUUUAAGGCUACGCGCACUUGACACUAGUUUGACGGGUGACUAUAGACGGUUUCAAAGUGACAACAUAAACAAACGUUACUGCGCAUGCGCUCGUUCGUGGGCUGCAGUUAGCUUUCGGUACACAUUCACAAACAAUAGCGUGCCUGUAGAUUAUUUCUGAUAACAAGCAAAAGAAACCGAGAAGAACCGUUAGUUGGCAAAACUUGUCUCUCCAAAUUUUUGAAUUUAGACUGCCAUACCAAGGUCAACCGCUAGAUGUCAAUGCACCAUACGGUUUCUUUAAAUGCGACCAAACUACAGGACCCAUUCAACAAAUUGUUUAUUUAAUAAAAUGAACAUACAACAAAAUUCAACAAAUCGUUUAUUUAAUACAAUUAUUAUACAAUAACACAUCAUACAAAUUAAGAUUAACAUAAAUUAAAUUAAUUAUAAAUAGUUAUUAUAUAAUAUAUAUUAGUUAUAUAAAUAUUAUUAGACACUAGCCGAACACAGACCGGAACUCAACUGCAGUCCCGGCGCGCGCGUCCGAUGAACCUGUCUAUAGCGCCUCCCCAUAGACUGUAUAAAACAGGCGCCUCCUAAAAAUCACGUCGGGUGAAAAGACCCCGUCACAGCUCACCUAGGCUCGAUGCUGACUCGCUUAGUCCCAUUCGUCAGCACUGUAAAGACCAUGUUCAUCCUGUAGUCACCCCUGAAGAUAAGUGUCAUCGUUGUACAGAAUUGUCUAGAGCUCUGUAAUAGAUUCGUUCAACCUUUCAGGGCAGGUGUAAUGUUAGUGGUGAAGUCUAGCCGUAGCCUUAUUUCACCCCAGCCUCUCCAGGAGCCGCUAGACGGAGAAGCGUUGGUCCAACCUCGUUUUGCCAAUAAAGUUAUUUUUUAAUUGUGAGAUGGGAAAACGGUAACGUUACAUUUGAUGGAACGUAGCAAUAUUUAGCUCCUACUGGCUACUCUUGUUUAUUGCAAUAAGGAAAUCAACCAAUAGAUGCAUAUGUGAGAUAAAUAUUAUAGAUGUAAAUUAAAUAAAACACAGAACAUCAUGUAAAUACUCGGUAUCAGAGAUUCUUGGAUUUGCCACAGGGGGAAAAAAAUAAAAAUCAAUGUCAAUAAAUCAAUAAAGAAUAUUAAAAUUCAUGUGUAAUGAUUCUUUUUUUUAAUGUACCU